This is a messenger RNA of Sinocyclocheilus rhinocerous, 861 nucleotides long. RefSeq lists its product as uncharacterized. Lineage: Eukaryota; Metazoa; Chordata; Actinopteri; Cypriniformes; Cyprinidae. The record is from RefSeq and is a predicted model, not a curated record. The transcript has 2 exons. The coding region runs from base 1 to 861 and encodes 286 amino acids.
AUGUUUAGAAAGAAUGCUAGACUGAUCCCCACAACUGAAAAAGGUGGUCUCGCGACUCCUUUGUGGCCAGAUAGCGAAUUCAAAUCACUGUUAGGAGUGCAAAGGAACCUAAUAGUCACUGAGAAAGUUAGACAAGAACUAACUCAGAAAUAUGAGAUCCAUCCUGACAAGACUUGGUCUGUAGAUGAGUGUAAAAAGGUACUAGGAGCAUGUAUUCGCAAGAACAAUGUGAAAGGCAUUAUCUGCUGCCACAGAGAAUUUGGUUUAGCGCUAGCUAUACAACAGUCUCAGCAUAACUUAAAGCUAGAGGAACAGAACAAAGAGCUCCGUGCUAGAGUAUCCUCUUUGACUAAGAAAUUGAACCGCAACAAAGCUGCAGCAAAAACUGAUGUGGAAGAAGUUAGUCAGCCUGAUAACAAUUAUCCUGACUUACAAGCUUUCUUUGAAACAGAUGUAGCCAUCCAAUCAGUAACUGAUGUGCCUGUAGAUUCAGUGAAGGUAUGUGGCGCUAGGAGAAGAUCUCAGGGAAUUGAGGGAAUUGAAAGUGUUCCUCCCAACUCUUCUGUUGUCCAAGUACAAACUGUUGCCAAAGCACUAGGACCAAAAGAUAUAGAGAGACUAUCCCAGAGCUUACCCUCAGCACGCACAAAUUUUUCUGAAUUUAGAAGAGCAUUGAUCAGCAAAAUGCGUCUCUACGACAUGUCGUUAGCAGAAGUCACACAGCUGAUGUCACAAAUUCUAACUGAAUCUGAAUUCAACAGUUUUGAGUCUGCUGUUACUUCUGAACUACAACAUGCCAGUAAAGGCGAUUUGAGAGAAGGUGUUUUGAAUAUUCUAAAGAAAUCAUGGGACCCAAAAUAG